Molecule: messenger RNA, 3723 nt
Organism: Orbicella faveolata
Lineage: Eukaryota; Metazoa; Cnidaria; Anthozoa; Scleractinia; Merulinidae
Biological process (GO): centrosome duplication; negative regulation of centriole elongation; centriole replication
Cellular component (GO): centriole
Source: RefSeq, a predicted model, not a curated record
GAAAUUUAACUUUAAAUGGGAAAAUCAGAUUGCUUUUUCUGAAGUUCGGAAAGCUUAUCUUACCUUUCGGAGCCGUUUGAAGGAGAGAUGUUUGCUGCAGCCUGGUGAAUUCGAGCAUGAAGCUGUCCCUGAUUUGUUGUUGUUAGUAGUCGCUUUAAUUCUUCAUGCUCUAACUCCAGUAACAUACCGGUAAUGUUUUCACUACUUUCUGGAUAGAUUAGAUGCACUAUCUCGAAUAAUGUGUCUCCAAAAUCGGCUUCAUUCUUGUCGCGUUCGCUCACUGAAUUUCCCAUCUUCUUGUCUUUUUUGCACUGAAUCAUGUUUCACAAAGCAAUCCCUCUUGGGUGGGGUGAGUAUUGUGCUUUCGUAUCUUUUAGUAAACGUUUAUAGCAUUCUUCCGUCAAAACACUUUUUGACCUGUUGUAAUUCGGAAUAAUUACGUUUUUCUCUUAAAAUUAUUUCUUUUCAUGAGAGAAAUAGUAACAGUAUUGAUUUUCUUUUUGUUCUAAAUUAUUUUUCCCUCCCCUACUUAGCUGCAGUUUUUGUUCGGGCCCAGGUUUCCUUCAUUAGUUAGAUCGACGGUUUCAAAUAUGGCGCGGGAAGCCUUCGAGGAGCGAUAUUUGGGAGAGAUGCCGUCAUGUUUGCGUGAGCUGUUUGAGCAAACAAGCUCAGAGAAGCAAAGCUACAUUGCAAACAACGCUCAUUCUUCGACGAAAUCCUUUAAAUCGAUAUUAACAUUCAGUGGCAUGGAGCUUCCACCACCUCUGCUUACGGAAAAUGAAAGGGCUGAGAUGCGUCAAUACAGAAGAGAAGCAGUUAAAUGUGAAGCCAAAAAGUUUGAAAGAAGACGAGAAAAGUACUCAAACCUACUCUUACAGGUCAUGUCAGUCAUGGACAGAGUGCAGGAACAAAGAGAAGCAAGAACUAUUACUGAAAUGCGGUAUGAUACUGAAGGUGUUAGAGAGAGAAGAUUUGCCAAAGAAAAUUAUGAAUCAACUGCAAGAACAUUGGCACACAGACAUAAUGAGGAACCUACAUCAUAUGAACCUGACCAUGACAGAAGAUAUGCUUGGAAUGCUUCUAAUGAUGAGAGAAAUGCAAAACAGGACCAGUUUGCAGAAUCCUAUGUAGAUUGGACUGAAAAUAAUUAUAAUGAGCACUCUAGCAGAAUCAACAGUCAAUUAAACUAUUUACCACACUCAUUGGAAUCAUCCUUUGCCACGGCUGGUGACCAAAGUGGAAUGUGUGAAAGCCAGUUACCAAGAAAUGGGGAUUCUAGGAAACAAGUCAGAAUUGCACCUGAGGGUUUUGAGGGUGCAAAUUUUCCUUAUAGCUCCACUAUGGAUAAGGAAGCCACUGAGUUAAACAGGCCAUUUUCACAUGUUUCUCUUGCUUCUAAUGGAACAUUGGAUUCUGGAGAUGUCUCAGAUACUACACUCCAGAAUUCUUCAGUGUCAUUUCCUUUUGACAGGGAAGUUCUGGGGUCUGAUUCACUGGCAUCUUCUUCAUUGUCUGGGGCCUUUUCAGACUCUACUACCUCAACUGUGCAAUCUGCAAUAGAAACACAGCCUGGAUCAACAGCGCCGCAACUGCAUAUAGAUUCAGCUACUAAUAACGCCCAUUUCAGACAUUGUAUAGAGAAACACGCAUUGCAGUCUAUGGAUCAACCCCCAAAUUCCAGGACUGAUAAAAGACCUGUUUCCUCAAAGCAAAGACCUGAAAAGCCAAAAGUUCAGUUUUCUACACUGUCAAAGGUUGCCUGCAUCUCAGAGCAAGAUAAAACUCUGGCAAAUUUGGAAAAGCUGAGACAAAAAUUGCUUGAAGAGAAGCAAAAGCACUUAGAAGCUCUUAAACAUCAAGAGUUGAAGCGGCUUCGCAACCAAAAGACAGAACAAGCAGGGGAUUUACACCACACUUAUGCAUCUUUCCACAGAGACACUGCUAAACAAGUAACUGAGAGACCUCGGUCUAGUUCUCUGCCCUCAUCAAUGCAGUCAGACUUCAAACAGUUGUCUUCUGAGGAAUCACAGAGUAACCCUGUGUCUCACAGGUCAUCUGGUGAUAAUCAUGUAUCAAGGAUGCCACCCCUUCGUAGACCUCUUUCACUGCCUCCAGGUGAAAUGUACUCUAUUCUUGAACUCAGUGGAGAAAAUCUUGACAGUGAACCAGAAUCUUCCUCUGAUAAGGAGAACCAUGUUGUUGACGAGGUUUUGAGAGGGAACAGAAAUGAUGCUGUUCUGGGAAGUGCUCGCAGUAAUGCUAUAGGCCGAAUAAACAGUGAGCAGAGCAUGUAUCCCUCUCUUCAAUCAAGGGAAUCCAAACACUUUGUACCAGGAGAGGGUAAUAAGCUCUUUGUAAGUAAUGGACGGGAUAAAUUUGCCAAAGUUUCUGCGCAUGCUAAGGGAUUCCUGACGAGAUGUUUGAUGAAAACUGACAAGGUUCUAGGUUUGGUGAAAACAAUCAAGGACACCAGAGAUGUUCUGGCAGAUAUUUCCAGAGAGGACAUACAGUCUGUUCAGGAGAAAAUGCUGAAAGAAAACGUUGAGGGUCAUCUGAGAGUAGCAAGAAUUGGUCUUCAUGAUGUCUUCUUCAAGGUGCCUGUGAAAGAAAGAAUGUCUUACAUAGCUAAUUCCAGAGCAAUAGCAAGAGCGAAAGAAGCUAAGCGAAGAGCCGCAAGGAGUUCUGUAGGUCAGUCAAAACUAUCUGCUGUUACUUUACGAGCAAUUCAGAGACGACAGGAAGACCAUACUGUAACACAAACUGCCAGUUCAGAGAUAAUAAAGCCUAAAGCUGAACCUCGGGAACAGAAGAAGAAAACUUGGAACAUCAGGGUGCUAAAGCCACAGCAGGGACAUACAUCACCACCUCUGCCAUCUGACAGGACAAGGUCUAAGCAAAGCACCAGACCAGCUACAGCUCCUGAGAAACCACUGAAUUCCAAAAUAGGAAAGCAGGAUGCUGUAAAUCGACCAAAAACAACAGAUAAUGCACACAGAAACCCUGAAAGACUAUCAAGCCUGAGAUCAGGUGGUGGAACUCAACCUGCUAAGAGACCAGGAAGGCAAAGCCUUGGAGGAGCUGCUCAGCAGCCCAGAAUUAUAACAGCUCAACCAAGAGCAAAAAAACGGUUAAGUCUGCCAGCGAAUGCGCAGCCUAGAAUAAGAGGGUCUGGCACUACAACUGACACAGUGCAGAGGCCAAAGACAGCUUCUGAAGUGAAGAGGAGUUCCAGAUUGGCUGCCAACUUUUCUAAAUAACUUGAAUCUAUAGUCUGAAUGUGUACAUACACCUUGAGAUUUUGCACAAGGAGAAUUGUAGUUGUGUACUUAAUACUCAGAUAAACAAACUCGAACAACACAGAUAAUAUAAUAUAAAUUAUUUAAAUAAAAUAUAUUCUGUAUUUUAAAAAAAUGCUGGAAGCUACAAAUAUUUAUUAUUGCUAUAAAGUUUUCCUUCUUUCAACUGGCUUGCUUAAACCUUGUCCCAGCUGGGGAACUUAAAGUUGAAUGUUACUGGUAUGUUAAAUGCUGAAACAAGUUUUAACUGGUAAAGCUGUGUUCACAUUAAAGCUGAAACAUCCUCAGAGUAAACAUGUUUCACCUAAACAUGUUUGUUAUUGCAUUGUUCACAUCAGAUGUCAGUUUCAAACACAUUUCAUGCCUGGUAGUAUAAUUAAUGCUGUUUCAUCGUACAGGCAUUUGUCAUUAAGUUUUGCAGCAAUGU